Erinaceus europaeus (western European hedgehog) is the source of this 6809-nucleotide messenger RNA. It is a transcript of the gene SMC1A, whose product is annotated as structural maintenance of chromosomes 1A. Gene Ontology annotation, molecular function: ATP binding; ATP hydrolysis activity; protein binding. NCBI's taxonomy places the organism in Eukaryota, Metazoa, Chordata, Mammalia, Eulipotyphla, Erinaceidae. The record is from RefSeq and is a predicted model, not a curated record. The transcript is spliced from 25 exons. Gene Ontology annotation, biological process: sister chromatid cohesion. The coding region runs from base 84 to 3746 and encodes 1220 amino acids. Gene Ontology annotation, cellular component: chromosome; cohesin complex; nucleus.
UCUGCGCUGUUUCCCGCGCGUGUAACCCCUGUUUCCAGGCGUACGGCGCGGCCUUUGGUACCGCGGCCGGCGCCCCUGUCGUCAUGGGUUUCCUGAAACUAAUUGAGAUCGAGAACUUUAAGUCCUACAAGGGGCGACAGAUUAUCGGACCAUUUCAGAGGUUCACCGCCAUCAUUGGACCCAAUGGCUCUGGUAAGUCAAAUCUUAUGGAUGCUAUCAGCUUUGUGUUGGGUGAAAAAACCAGCAACCUGCGGGUAAAGACCUUGAGGGACCUGAUCCAUGGAGCUCCUGUGGGCAAGCCAGCUGCCAACCGGGCCUUUGUCAGCAUGGUCUACUCUGAGGAGGGUGCUGAGGAUCGCACUUUUGCCCGUGUCAUUGUUGGUGGUUCCUCUGAGUACAAGAUCAACAACAAAGUGGUUCAGCUACAUGAAUACAGUGAGGAAUUAGAGAAAUUGGGCAUUCUCAUCAAAGCUCGUAACUUCCUCGUCUUUCAGGGUGCUGUAGAAUCUAUUGCUAUGAAGAAUCCCAAAGAGAGAACAGCUCUGUUUGAAGAGAUCAGUCGUUCUGGGGAACUGGCCCAGGAAUAUGACAAGCGAAAGAAGGAAAUGGUCAAAGCUGAGGAGGACACACAGUUUAAUUAUCAUCGCAAAAAAAACAUCGCAGCUGAACGCAAGGAGGCUAAACAGGAGAAAGAAGAGGCUGACCGCUACCAGCGCCUAAAGGAUGAGGUAGUCCGAGCUCAAGUACAGCUACAGCUUUUUAAGCUUUAUCAUAAUGAAGUAGAAAUCGAGAAGCUCAAUAAGGAACUGGCCUCAAAGAACAAGGAAAUUGAGAAGGACAAGAAACGUAUGGACAAGGUAGAGGAUGAACUGAAGGAGAAGAAGAAGGAGCUAGGCAAAAUGAUGCGGGAGCAGCAGCAGAUUGAGAAAGAGAUCAAGGAGAAGGACUCAGAGCUGAACCAAAAGCGGCCUCAGUACAUCAAAGCCAAGGAAAAUACCUCCCACAAAAUCAAGAAGCUAGAAGCAGCCAAGAAGUCCCUCCAGAAUGCUCAGAAGCAUUAUAAGAAGCGUAAAGGUGACAUGGAUGAACUUGAAAAGGAGAUGCUAUCAGUAGAAAAAGCUCGGCAAGAGUUUGAGGAACGGAUGGAAGAAGAGAGUCAGAGUCAGGGCAGAGAUCUGACACUGGAGGAGAAUCAGGUGAAGAAAUACCACCGGCUGAAAGAAGAGGCAAGCAAGAGAGCAGCAACCCUAGCCCAAGAGCUAGAGAAGUUCAAUCGUGAUCAGAAAGCAGACCAAGACCGGUUAGAUCUGGAAGAGAGGAAGAAAGUGGAGACAGAGGCAAAGAUCAAGCAAAAGUUACGAGAGAUAGAGGAGAAUCAGAAGCGAAUUGAGAAACUAGAGGAAUACAUCACAACUAGCAAGCAGUCCCUGGAGGAGCAGAAGAAGCUAGAGGGGGAGCUCACAGAAGAGGUAGAGAUGGCCAAGCGUCGUAUUGAUGAGAUCAAUAAAGAACUCAACCAGGUAAUGGAGCAACUGGGAGAUGCCCGCAUCGAUCGCCAGGAAAGUAGCCGACAACAACGAAAGGCAGAGAUUAUGGAAAGCAUCAAGCGCCUGUACCCUGGCUCUGUGUAUGGCCGCCUUAUUGACCUCUGCCAACCUACACAAAAGAAGUACCAGAUUGCAGUCACCAAGGUUUUGGGCAAAAAUAUGGAUGCCAUUAUUGUGGACUCAGAGAAGACAGGCCGGGACUGUAUCCAGUAUAUCAAGGAGCAGCGUGGGGAACCUGAGACCUUCUUGCCUCUUGACUACCUGGAGGUGAAACCUACCGAUGAGAAACUACGGGAGCUGAAGGGGGCUAAACUGGUGAUUGAUGUGAUUCGUUAUGAGCCACCUCACAUCAAAAAGGCCCUACAGUAUGCUUGUGGCAAUGCCCUUGUCUGUGACAAUGUAGAAGAUGCACGCCGCAUUGCCUUUGGAGGCCAUCAGCGCCACAAGACAGUGGCGCUAGAUGGGACCCUCUUCCAGAAGUCAGGAGUGAUAUCUGGUGGGGCCAGUGACCUGAAGGCCAAGGCAAGGCGCUGGGAUGAGAAGGCAGUAGACAAAUUGAAAGAAAAGAAAGAGCGGUUGACAGAGGAACUGAAAGAGCAGAUGAAGGCAAAGCGGAAAGAAGCAGAGCUGCGUCAAGUGCAGUCUCAGGCUCAUGGACUGCAGAUGCGGCUCAAGUACUCACAGAGUGACUUAGAACAGACCAAGACAAGACAUCUAGCCCUGAAUUUGCAGGAGAAGUCCAAACUGGAGAGUGAGCUAGCCAACUUUGGGCCUCGCAUCAAUGAUAUCAAGAGGAUCAUUCAGAGCCGAGAGAGGGAAAUGAAAGAUUUGAAGGAGAAGAUGAACCAGGUAGAAGAUGAAGUGUUUGAAGAGUUUUGUCGGGAGAUUGGGGUGCGCAAUAUCCGGGAGUUUGAGGAAGAGAAGGUGAAACGGCAGAAUGAAAUUGCCAAGAAGCGAUUGGAGUUUGAGAAUCAGAAGACUCGCUUGGGUAUCCAGCUGGAUUUUGAAAAGAACCAACUGAAGGAGGACCAGGAUAAAGUACAUAUGUGGGAGCAGACAGUGAAAAAGGAUGAAAAUGAGAUAGAAAAGCUUAAGAAGGAGGAGCAAAGACACAUGAAGAUCAUAGAUGAGACCAUGGCCCAGCUACAGGACCUGAAGAAUCAGCACCUGGCUAAGAAGUCAGAAGUGAAUGACAAGAAUCAUGAGAUGGAGGAGAUUCGUAAGAAGCUAGGGGGUGCUAACAAGGAAAUGACCCAUCUGCAGAAGGAGGUGACAGCCAUUGAGACCAAACUUGAACAGAAGCGCAGUGACCGCCACAACCUGCUGCAGGCCUGCAAGAUGCAGGACAUCAAGUUGCCACUGUCUAAGGGCACAAUGGAUGAUAUUAGUCAGGAAGAGGGUAGCUCCCAGGGAGAGGACUCAGUGAGUGGUUCCCAACGAACAUCGAACAUUUAUGCACGAGAAGCCCUCAUUGAGAUCGAUUAUGGUGACCUGUGUGAAGAUCUAAAGGAUGCCCAGGCUGAGGAGGAGAUCAAGCAGGAGAUGAACACACUACAGCAGAAAUUGAAUGAGCAGCAGAGUGUGCUCCAGCGCAUUGCUGCUCCCAACAUGAAGGCCAUGGAAAAGCUCGAAAGUGUCCGAGACAAGUUCCAGGAGACCUCAGAUGAGUUUGAGGCCGCUCGAAAGCGAGCAAAGAAGGCAAAGCAGGCAUUUGAACAGAUCAAGAAGGAACGCUUUGACCGUUUCAAUGCUUGUUUUGAAUCGGUGGCCACCAACAUUGAUGAGAUCUACAAAGCCCUGUCCCGUAACAGCAGUGCUCAGGCAUUCCUGGGCCCUGAGAACCCUGAAGAGCCCUACUUGGAUGGCAUCAAUUACAAUUGUGUUGCUCCUGGCAAACGCUUCCGGCCUAUGGACAACUUGUCAGGCGGGGAGAAAACAGUGGCGGCUCUGGCCCUACUCUUUGCCAUCCAUAGUGUCAGCUCACUUACUGGUUCCCUCCCAGCUACAAGCCAGCCCCCUUCUUCGUCCUGGAUGAGAUUGAUGCUGCCCUGGAUAACACCAACAUUGGCAAGGUGGCAAAUUACAUCAAGGAGCAGUCGACUUGCAACUUCCAGGCCAUUGUCAUAUCUCUCAAGGAGGAGUUCUACACCAAGGCUGAGAGCCUCAUUGGAGUCUACCCUGAGCAAGGGGACUGUGUGAUCAGCAAAGUCCUGACCUUCGACCUCACCAAGUACCCAGAUGCCAACCCCAACCCCAAUGAGCAGUAGCAGUAGUUUUCCCCUCCUGCCCUGUCUGGAUCCUUAAACUACCCCUCUCCCAGUCUCUGGAUAUUUGACUCCCAGCCUUCCCCGUCUCCUAUCCCUGUUUGGUAUACUAAUGGAAUUUAGGCACUGCUUAUCAAGCAUGAAGAGGAACAGAAGUGAUGUUAGAUCUGGAGCAAAAAAUCCUGAGCUACAGGGAGCAUCCUGACUUCUGGAAGGUGCUGAGCUGAACUGAACUGAACAGGGCCAUCUAACACCCUGCUACACCCCCUCCCCCACCUUUAACCUCUCCCCCAUCUUCCAUAAUCAUGGGUCCCUUUGGGUCCCCUUGCAUUUUGCUUGUGUGUGGGUAUGUAUGUGUGUAUAUGUGUGUGUGCGUGUGUUUGAAAAGUAAUAAAGAUAUUGGAGACCCAUUUUAGAAGGAACCUAGGUGAAUUUGAUUCCAAGAGAGUAUAGUAUGACAAUUCCCCCACAGCUGGGCAAAGGUAUUCAGGAUUUCAUAGGAGGCAGACAGUCAUGUAAAAUCACCCUCAUUUACUCAUUUAUGUACUCAUCAAAUAUACUGAACACCCUGCAUUUUUCAGUCAGUGCUAGAAAUAUAAAACAGAAUCAGUCAUGAUCGCUGGCCUCCUAAGUAGAUUCAGUAUGGGUUGUGAUUAGCUGAAUGCCAUAUGUAUAGAUACUUUGAAUUUGAGAAGAUUACCUCUAGGCUUCCUGGAGAAGGUCACAUUUGAGCUGAACCAUAACAAAUUAGUAGGAUUUGGUUGGGCACUAGGAGCAGAAACUGGGCUCUAGGAACAGGCAGUUGUGGGAUUGAGAUCCAUUCUUACCACUUACUAGCAUUUGACAUUGGGCAAGUUAUUUGACCUUUCUGUGCCUCGGUUUCCUCAUCUACAAAAAUGGGGCUAAUAAUACUACCUACCUCAUAGGAUUUAAUGAUGUCAAACUCCUCACUGGCAGCCUUAUCCCUGCUCAGAACCCAAUAGGGACCUACUGCAUGGAAUAUAAGCCUUCUCCUACCUGGACCCCCUAAGGAAUUCCCAACCAGGGAGAUGCAGAAUGCCUUGGUUAUUGGGAAAGUUCCAGUGCUCUUAAUGGGAUUUGCCUAUUAACUGGAAGAACUUCUCACCAACCCCACAUAGUAGCCAAAUGCCUGGGCACCAAGCUGGGUUGUGAGAAAGUAAAGGAGCAGUAGCUUGGGCCACAUCUCAGGCAAAUGCAUGUAACAUUCUUUUUGGGAACUCGCUGUAUUAGCUGCAGGGGCCAUGCAAACCCUGCUGCUAUGAAGUCAAUCUUUGCUUUUUCACAUACACUCUCAGGAUUUUACUCAAUCCCAAGGUAUAUACUGCACAAGAAUGACACUCUUUUUAAGAAAUUGAUUGUUAAAAAUGAACUAACUUCAUUUUGAUUACCCUUCUCCUACCCACUCCUAAUUGUGUUACAUUGUACACACCUAGACCAAGUCACGAGCUUAUUGAAAAUACUGUAUAGUUUUAGUGCAGACAGUAUAUGGAAUCAUCUGCAAUUUGCUGUCAACAAUAUUUUGAAGACCUAUGCAUGUUGGUAGAUUAGAUUCACUCUUGUAAUUGCUAUGUACACUUCCAUCAUAGGAUUCUACUACAUUUUAUUUACAUAUUUCUCUUGUGACAGACAGUAAGUCUUUUCAGUUUUUGCUAUGACAAAAUACAGGAACACUGUGUGUGUGCAUGAGUAUAAGUUUACGUAGGGUUAAUUUCUAGAAGUUGAAUUCGAGUCAGGAUAUUCUCUUUCUGCAUGUAAUAUGUAUAUGUAUACUAAUAGAUACUUCCAACUUGCUCUCCUGUACUACUAUUUUUUUCCGAGGUUCUUAAGUCUUAACAUUAUUUCUGUUUUAGUUUCAGUCAAACUAAUGACACCUGUGAAUCCACAGGUUUGAUGCACUAAUUAUGUAUUUUUCUAAUACAUAGUAAAAAGGCAUAACUUUCAAAACGAGAAAUUUUGUCCAUAUGUAACCAAAGAUGUAACAUACCACAGUGGUAUGUGUGCUAUAGUUUAAGAAAUGCUGGUAUAUACAGAAAAGCACAAUUGGGGGUCACCCUGGUCCAAACCAUGUCUGUAGUAAUUUGAACUCUUUACUUCACCUCUCAGAAACUCAAUUUCCUUACGUAGAAAAGGAGACAGUAUACAUCCACCUGUGGUGUCAUAUUUGUUGCAUAGAUCAUAACAGCUCUUUAAAGGCAGUGGCUACUUUUCUUCACACUUAUAGAUGAGGAAACUGAGUUCCAGGAAGGUUAAGUGACCCAGCUACUAGAUGAUAACAAGGUUUGAAUCCAGACUCUGAUUCAGUCUUGUGCUUUCUCCACUGUGAAGGAGUGGUUAUCAGCCUUGCUUUUGCACCAGCGAAUCACUUGUGAAAUCUUUUGUCUUUCCUUCUUAGACAUCAAAGCAAUAUAUACACAGAUUAAGAGGAAAAUAAUACAGAAGGGCUUAUAAUGAAAAAUAAUUCCAUGCUACACCCCAAGUCCAAAAAAUAUGGGGCUCCUUGUCCUGACCCUGGCCCUGCCCCUAGAAAUGUAAUUCAGUAGAUAUGGAUAAUAAUCUGUAUAACUCUUCCCUUCCGUACAGCCAUUAGAUACCUUGAACUCAGGCCUGGAGCUCAGGAACACGAGUGCUACAAAAGACUUUAAGUUCUGAAAAUCCGAGGGGUAAGGUGAUUUGCCCAUGACCCUGUUGUUCAGUGGCAGAACCUAGACUUCAGUUUGUAUCUCCUUUGUGUUUGCCUUUUGUUCCACACUGCCUGGUGUCAAUUCAAGGCAACACAUGCAUAAUGAAAGCUGUACUCGGGAGAGCAAGCACCAUUGUGUUUGCAUGAGCACGCUGGAUUUGAAUAGAAUUUGCAGGGCUUGUCAGAGGACACUAGUUGUUUCCCUUAUAUUAUCUUUAUUUUUAUUGGAUAGAGACAGCCAGAAAUUGAGAGGAAUGAGGAGAUCAGGAGAGAGACAGAAAGACACCUGCAGCCCUG